AUGAUGCAAUCAGAGAUGAACUUUCAGACCUUCUGGCCAUGCCUGAAUGAAACAAAUUCAACUUUGGAUACAAAUGAAUACACUGAGCAGAUGGGGAGCUCUGAAUUUUCUUCGAUUUUCAUGCCAUCGGACGAAUUUUCAGAAACUUCUAAUUCUUUUCCAUUUUCAACCAUGUUUUCUGGUGAAUCUGAACAACUUGCAGAUUGUGAUCAUCUCCUGCAAGCCACAUGGAUGGCGGAAGAGGAAUUUACCAUAGAGUUGGGAGGAUUCGAGACGAAUUAUUUGAUGGGUGAGAUAGAAAAUAUGUAUGCCUCAUGUGUGGAAGGCAGUGAGGGAAGCAAUACUCUUCCUUCACCGCAAUUUUCUGUUGAAGGAAAUGGUGUGUGGAGUCCAAACUCUUUUGUGACUUCUGAGGCAUCCUCCAUGGAUGUGACAUCCGUCCAACAAUCAAUAACCCUGGCGAGAGACGAGAUGGAAAUCAACAGCGAAGUGAGAAUUCGCCAUAUGCUCAAGGCGUUCAACGAGGCCAUGGAGAUGGGGCAGAGGAAGCUAGAGGAGGUAAUCAUGAGAUUCCUUGCGGAGAAAGUAAACCCACUUGGUCAAUCUCUUGAGCGCCUUGCAUUCUACUUAUGUCUAGGAUUUGUUGAUAAUCAGCAGGGAGACUAUUUGAAACAAGAAUCCUUCAAGAAUUUUGAGGACGCUUUCAACAUGUUCUACCAAAUCUUCCCUUUUGGUAGAUUUGCUCACUACGCAGCAAACACCGCGAUCCUCGAGGCUGUCCCGGAGGAUGUAGAGACGGUUCAUGUAGUGGAAUUUGAUAUCGGUGAAGGGGUUCAAUUGCCUCAGCUGAUUGAGGCUGUGGCAAAGAGAAACAAAACACUUAAAGUGACAGCAAUUAAAUGGGAUGUGGAAGAGAGUGAUGAGGUUGCUCCUCCACAGUGGAGAUUUGAGGAGACGAAAAGGCAACUCCAGCAUCACGCAAGGUCAUUCGGGCUAAACUUGAAGGUGGAGGAGAUCCCGAUUGAGGAUUUGGUGAGCAAUCAAAAAGGUGAACAAGAGAGGGGGAAUGAGAGAAUUUCUAGCCUUCAACUCUAUGGUGGGGCUUCCUCAUAUGAGGAGGAGAAGAAGCAGAGGACUUCUCAUGGAAUUCCUAAGGCUAGCUAA
Malus domestica (apple) is the source of this 1164-nucleotide messenger RNA. Its product is annotated as protein NODULATION SIGNALING PATHWAY 2-like. Gene Ontology annotation, cellular component: nucleus. Gene Ontology annotation, biological process: regulation of DNA-templated transcription. The record is from RefSeq and is a predicted model, not a curated record. NCBI's taxonomy places the organism in Eukaryota, Viridiplantae, Streptophyta, Magnoliopsida, Rosales, Rosaceae. Gene Ontology annotation, molecular function: DNA-binding transcription factor activity; sequence-specific DNA binding.